AUACCACAUGGGUAAUUCCAAAAUCUUCAGAAGGACAAAACAAUAAUUUCCUUCAACCAUACGGUAGUAAAAUCCAUUUAUUAUGGCGCCAUGUCGCUUCCACUACUUCCUCUCAUUCUGAUUCUUUCUCUGUCGUAGUAGUAGUAGUAGUACGACUUUCACACCACAACAUUAUGAAAUUGAAACCCUUUUUGUCACAACAAACAUAUCCUCAACCUCCCCAAAAAAGUAGUUCAACUCUUUCUUAAAAUCAUCAAACGUUGUUAUUCUUGUUCUUGUUCUUUUUUAUUGUUAUGGCUGGUGGGUGGGUGAAAUCAUUGCAAUGCAAAUCCAAAGCAUUUGAAGAUGUUUACAACCCAAACACAAACACAAAAAACAGAAUACAAAGUGCAAGUUGUAGAAAAAGUGUUCAAGAUAUUAAAGAUGUUGUAGUUGAAACAACAAAACCUAAAUCCAAAAAACCGCUUCAAAAACAUCAUAGUUCAAGAUAUCCAACAGCAACAACCGAUUUUGAAACUACCAUAAACCGUUCUAGAAGCACAAACUCAACUACCCACCGGAAUAAUAUUCCGAUGCCGGUGCCAUCACCGGACCCACGUUUCUCUUCUUUAACGGAGCUUAAUGAAGGUCAUCCUUCAAGAAAUGUGGUGGAGAUAAUUUUUCACACUAGCUGGGGACCCAAACCGUUUUCGGGUCGGGUUGAAAUGAUUUUCAAGGUUCACAAUGGUUCAAGAACGGUGACUCGGUUUGAAGAGUAUCGCGAAACGGUGAAAACCCGACCCGGGUCGAGGAACCAUGAAGAGAAUGCUAGGUGUGUUGCUGAUGGGAAUGAAGUAAUGAGGUUUCAUUGUUUGGGACCCACUUCCGGUGGUGGUCCCUACGGUGGAGCUUGUGUGGGGUCGUUUCCAGGUGGGAAAGGUACAGCAGCGAUCUGCACGUUUUCCGGCAGCGGUGGAGCACAUGAGAGUUCUGGUGGUGGUAGAGGAAGAAGGGCUAUGUUGGUUUGUCGGGUCAUAGCGGGUAGGGUUUCCAAGCGGGUAGGGUUUGUGGAUUCGUUGUUGGAUGGACGAGUUGGGUUUGACUCGGUGAGUGGUGAUAAUGGUGAGUUGUUGGUCUUUGACUCGCGUGCUGUUUUGCCUUGUUUUCUUAUCAUUUAUAGGUUGUAAAAAUUAUUUGGAGUUUUUUUACUUUUAAUAAUCUUUGAUUUUAUAGCACUAGUUUUUUUAUUUAGGAAAAUACUUUUUCCUGAUUUAUUUUUAUUUGAGAUUUGGGAUGUAUGUAUGUAUGAAUGCUGCUGAUUGUUAAGUUGAUGUGUUUCCAAACAGCAUUUUUUCCUUGCAAUUUGCUGUUUAUCAACCAACCCAUUAU
Messenger RNA from Medicago truncatula (barrel medic), 1368 nucleotides. RefSeq lists its product as uncharacterized. NCBI's taxonomy places the organism in Eukaryota, Viridiplantae, Streptophyta, Magnoliopsida, Fabales, Fabaceae. The record is from RefSeq and is a predicted model, not a curated record. The transcript has a single exon. Bases 294 to 1166 code for a protein of 290 amino acids.